This is a messenger RNA of Seminavis robusta, 1881 nucleotides long. The record is from the annotation of a GenBank genome assembly. NCBI's taxonomy places the organism in Eukaryota, Bacillariophyta, Bacillariophyceae, Naviculales, Naviculaceae.
AUGCCUUCUGCUUACCCAGAAGGGACACCUGCGGGAAUGCGGGGAGAAGCGGUACGAGCGGCUUUGUGCAGCUCGCAGUGUGUGGCCUGGAAAUUACUCUCGUCAAAACAAGCAAAAGACCAGCAGCCAUUAUUAGAGUCGGGUAUCCUGAGAUUGCAAGGAAAAGGAGUCUUGGACUUUCUCAAUAACAAACUAUCAAGUUCCUUUACUCCCCUCAAAGAAAAUGCUUCGGCAAACAGUCUCCAGUUUCAAAAAUCAUGUCUGCUCAAUUCCAAGGGGAGACUCGUGGACAUCUUGGCCGUGGCGUACUCCAACACGGAAGCCUUUAUCAUGCCCUCUCCAGGACACUCUGCAGCCAGUUUGUUUCAAAAAUUGGACCCCUUCAUCUUUCCGUUGGAUCGAGUCAAGCUCACAGACUUGACGUCCGAAAACAAAUGCAUGUUUGUCUUGGCAUCCACACAACUGGAUCAUGUCCAAAAUGUCUUCCAGAAACAAAUCAUACCCAAACUACAGGAAUUGCUGCCUGCGACUGCGGAUUCCAUGUCGUCUUUUCACCUUCCAAACGAAAAGGAAUCCUUGAUGAUUCAUUUCACUGCAAGCGGUGCAGUGGAGACAUUGCCAACCUUGCUUAUUUUGCCAUACACUGGAUUGCCCGAUUGUGCCAUGGUGGGAUACACGUUCUUCUUCCUAAACCAUGAAAACAACGACAAUGACAAUGAUAUCGGCAACCAAAUCUGGGAAUACUUGAUCAGCGACGACAACCCAAAAGGACCCGUAGAAAUCAAAGCUUUGGAAUACCAAACCUUGCGAAUUGAAGCGGGACAACCUGCCUUUGGAUACGAAAUGACUGGAGCCGAAAAGGAACCACUAAUUACGUCUCCGUCGCCCCUGGAACUCCACGUGCAACAACAUCAACGGGAUAUCAUUGAUUUGGAAAAGGGGUGCUACUUGGGGCAAGAAGGAAUUGCUUCCAUUCUCAAAAAUCCAAGGGGGCCUCCUCGAAGUCUCUACGCAGUUGUUUUCCAAGAUGAAGAAAACGACCAAGAAGAUGGAAAUGGUAGUGACAACCUCAGUAGACCACCACGGAACGGGGAUAACCUUUUUGUCUUGGGUAGCAAUGAAGAAAUACCAGCUGGUACACUCACGUCGGUGGCUGAAUCACAAGGGACAGGAAACCUCUGCACUGUGGCAUUGGCAUUGAUUCGACGUCCCGACUCUGUUUUGAAACAAAUGAAAUCCAAAGACUUGCAGAUACCACGAGCUAUGGUCAACAAGAACAACCUUGAUGUGCCCGGUAGCAGUGGCAUGGUGGCUCCUCCUCCCAUGGAUUUGUUGGAUGGACUUGAGGUCAUUGUAGGAGGGACAUUUACCAUUGGAAUGCUUCGGAGCAUCCCGUCACGAAGACUUGCGGAGAGAAAGAAUAUGUUCACGGAUCGAGAUCAAGCCUUUUUGACAGGGGACAACAUUUUGGAGCAAGGAUAUGCAGAGAUGGAGUUUUCGGAUAUUUCUGCAAGUGAGUUUCUGCAGCAAAUGACAUCCACGUCUCUGGCCAACAAAAAGAUUCCUAAGGACAAACCAAAUGGCCCAGUUGCCACAACCGUGGAAGAAGCCAAAGACAAAACCACUGCCACUGAGGUGGAAGUGGAAGCUGAAGAAAAAAGGAAGGCAGAAAAAAUGCAGAUGCUCCAGAAACGGGCAGAAGAAGCCCUUGCCAGACGUAGACAUAAGAAGAAACAGGCAACAGAUGAAGCUGAUAGGGAAAAUGCUGGCAUGGUGGAUGCCAAGGAAGAGGAAGAGGAGGCAAGGAGGAAAGCCGAGAAAAUGAAGCUACUUCAACAACGGGCAGAAGAAGCCAUUGCCAGGCGGCGAAAGAAGAACUGA